This is a messenger RNA of Tinamus guttatus (white-throated tinamou), 958 nucleotides long. RefSeq names its product eukaryotic translation elongation factor 1 delta (gene EEF1D). Gene Ontology annotation, cellular component: cytosol; eukaryotic translation elongation factor 1 complex. Gene Ontology annotation, biological process: translational elongation. The record is from RefSeq and is a predicted model, not a curated record. Gene Ontology annotation, molecular function: translation elongation factor activity; guanyl-nucleotide exchange factor activity. Lineage: Eukaryota; Metazoa; Chordata; Aves; Tinamiformes; Tinamidae.
CAUGCCUGCUCCGGGAACUAAAAAAAUGGCAGUCGACUUCUUCUCACAUGAGAAGAUCUGGUUUGACAAAUACAAGUAUGAUGAGGCUGAGAGAAGAUACUACGAGCAGAUGAACGGGCCGGUUAGCAGUUCUUCACAGCAACAGGAGAACGGAGCCAGCACGAUCCUCCGCGACAUUGCCAGAGCCAGGGAGAAUAUCCAGAAAUCGCUGGCCGGAAGUGCAAGCGCAACCUCUUCUGGGCCUCCUGGUGAUCAAAAUGACCUCGUUUCCCGAAUCUCUCACCUGGAGGUAGAAAACCAAAACCUUCGCAGUGUUGUUGCAGAUCUUCAGCUGGCCAUCUCCAAGUUGGAAAGCCGCCUGAAUACUCUGGAAAAAUCAUCUACCUCCCAUCAGCCUGCAUCGAUUCCACCCACCCAGAAAGUGGAACCAUUCAGUGUUCCCUCCAAGAAAGUGGAGCUCCCAUCUGCUUCAAUUGCGAAGAAAGUUGAGUCGACUGCUGCAGAGGAUGAUGAGGAUGACGACAUUGACCUUUUCGGUAGCGAUGAUGAAGAGGAAGACCAAGAGGCUGCCAAAGUCCGGGAAGAGAGACUGCGUCAGUACGCAGAGAAAAAGGCAAAGAAGCCAGGUCUAAUUGCCAAGUCUUCUAUACUUCUGGAUGUUAAACCAUGGGACGAUGAGACUGACAUGGCAAAGAUGGAGGAGUGCGUCCGAUCCAUCCACAUGGAUGGGCUCGUGUGGGGAGCCUCCAAGCUGGUCCCAGUAGGCUAUGGCAUCAAGAAGCUCCAGAUCCAGUGUGUAGUGGAAGAUGACAAAGUUGGGACAGACAUCCUGGAGGAGGAGAUCACCAAGUUUGAAGACUAUGUGCAGAGCGUUGACAUUGCUGCUUUCAACAAGAUCUAGAAGCCAACCUAUAACCUCUCUUGGAGCGUAAUAAAUAAAUCUCAAGAUUGGGAGUGC